UUUAAAAACAGAAUAAAAUUUGAAUAGAUAGAUAUUUCAAUUGGUAUUGGACAUUUACACCUUUCUGGUCACUAUGUCCUAUCCAUUUUAAUGGACUUCAGAGAAUUACAGACUUAUUAAAACUAUAAUAUAUAUAUUUCUUUACAGUUAUAUUUUAUUUUGUAUUCUGUAAAGCACUUUUUAACUACGUUUUUCAAAGCGGUAAAUAAUAUCAUUAUUAUUAUUACAUGGUUCAGUAAAGGUUCACUAUGCAAUCAACCUCAGUAGAAUACCACCAUCUAGUGGCAAGAAAUAUAUUUAUUAUGACGUACACCAGCUGUCAUGUGCUCUUUCAUUUCCUCCUGCUCUCACUUUGAGGACAAAACCAGUACGGGGUUAUCUGUGGAACUAUUGCUCAUCGUGAGAAAAUGGUCUAUCCGUCGGAUUAUUUGCCCCACUUUCAACCACGAGAUGGUGAUAAUCUACACACUCAGGAGAGCGGUGAUGCAGGUCUUUCUUCUGACAUGGUGCACAAGUUCUGUUACAAGUAUGAAGAAAGUGCCCUGCCUGUAACUGACACAGGGAGUUGUGUGAGGCCCAUUCUUCACAUGAAGCAGUUCCCCAUGAUGGCAAAAAGCAAGCCACACCCAUACCCGCCUGAGUCAAGACCUAUGACAGAGGGAUUCUUAAUCAAGUCCAGUUUGACUGGGAUGCAAAGUGGGCCGCAAAAUAACUUCAAUUGCCAGACAUACACAGAUCGUGACGAUAAUAGCAAGGGAGAGGAAGUAUUCAAGCCUUUACCCGGAACAUCAGCCAUUACAGAGGCACUCAUGGAAGAUGUAGGAAAUAAGGGUAACAUCAUGGAUGCCAACACAGAUGCCAAAGAAAACCCAGGAAGCGCUGCACCAGUGGAAGAAGUGACGGCCCAAAACCGCUACAAGAAAAGAGCUGUUGGGAAAAAAUGGAAAGUUUACAAUCUCUGUGUGGUGGCAGUUCUAAUCAUAAACUUUCCUGCCUGUAAUGGAUCUAAUGGUACACUGUAAUUGUAUGGUAAUUACCAGAAAAACAAAUAUUUUUCCAUUUUACAUCGUGGGUAUGCCUUACUUUUUAGGGUGUGUAUUGCGGGGUGACUUACAACAAUGUUAUAAAAUGGAAUACUAAGAAUUAUUCUAGGUCCCAUCAGAAUAUGUAAUUUUAACUUGCAUGCAUUUACACCUGAAA
Haplochromis burtoni (Burton's mouthbrooder) is the source of this 1200-nucleotide messenger RNA. RefSeq lists its product as uncharacterized. The coding region runs from base 408 to 1022 and encodes 204 amino acids. The record is from RefSeq and is a predicted model, not a curated record. The transcript has 5 exons. NCBI's taxonomy places the organism in Eukaryota, Metazoa, Chordata, Actinopteri, Cichliformes, Cichlidae.